CCUGGGCCUGCUAGAGUGUACCUGGACCGCACAUAGCGGACACGACAGCCACAUGAGAACCAUGACAGUGGUUGCGACCUGCAAUGAGUUUUUCCAUUGGAAGGUGGCUCAUUUUACAUCAGCGUGAUCAUCAAAGCCAACAUUGUAGCACAGGACUUCCUGCAUAGUCGAUGUACGUGCGAUGGCACUCAACGCAGAGCCGGCGAUUCACAACGUUGCCAUGCACUCAGAUUCUGAACCACUGGACCUGGUCUGCAUCGGUUUUGGGGUCUCAGCUCUUGCGGUUGCUAUCGCCUUGCAUGAAAGACAAUCACUGGAUCACACGUUAUUUCUGGACUCCCAACCCCAGUCGUCAUGGAAGCCUUGUCCAGAUGUACCAGCUUCACGUCUGAAGACUUCGUUCCUGAAUGACUUGAUCACUUCCGAAAACCCGCGCUCCGAAUUCACAUUCAUCAACUAUCUUCACGCAACGAAUCGUCUCGUACUCUACUGCAACAGUGGUCAUCUCACACCGUCCAGAGAAAUCUUUUCGGAUUAUCUAAGAUGGUGCGCAGAUCGACUUAAAGUACGAACCGCUUUUCAAAAACAAGUGAGCAGCAUAACGCCGGUGACCGACGCGACGGGCACAGUUUCGUGCUGGAGGGUAUUGGUUUCGGAUGCGGCCACUGGAAAGCAGAAUGAGCUGGUGACAAAUCAGGUCAUAUGUUCAAUGGAGCCUCAGCCACAAAUACCUGCCAUUCUAUCCCAAGCAAACAUCAAUCCCAACCUCGCUCAUUCCACAGACUCCAGGGAAGCCAUUUUGUCAACUUUGAGAAAAACGGCCGGAAAAGCCCGCAUCGCGAUAGUUGGUGACGGCCAAUCGGCUGCGGAAGUAUUCGAGUACCUGCAGAGUAUACGAGGAGACCAGCAGGCCAUUUGGUUCACCCAAAGUCCAGUUCUUCGAAGAUCAGAUAGCACUCCCUUUAUUAUGGAUGUCGUGAGGCGGCCAACCACCAGGGCGGAACAAUUACUGCCACCAGAGUUGAGGCUACAGGCCGUGGACGGAGUAGGAGCCCCAGCCUCCAGCAACGCAAUCGACGAUGCCUUGUUGAAGGACUUGUACGAUCUGCAAUAUCAACAAAGUGUCAAACAGGCAAACCCGUCGAAAUGGCAAUAUCAGAUCAAGUUCGGCCAUCGAGUAGAGAUGGCGCAGCGGGCUACUGACGGACAGGCUGCCUUGUCCUUGAAGUGCCUCAAUGGCGACGGUGGUUACUCUGGGCUUUUCGACCUUGUCAUCGCGGCUACUGGCUACGACAAAAAUGGUCACGAACGGAUCAUGAGGCAACUCUCCACUUUGAUUGAUGGUCAUCGCAUAAGUGUUGAUCGAGACUAUCAGGUCAACUUCCGGUCUGGCCUGCUUGUGGAGGGCUGCGGCUUGUGGUUACAAGGAUCUCUUGGUGAUUCUGACGAUGAUGAGGCUUUGUAUCCUAUCCUUGCGGAAAGAAGCCGACGCAUUGCCGAGUCCAUUAUUCGGCAAAGGUGUCGAUCGAGUGAGCCAUCACCGGAAGCGAGGACUGCCAGGCUAUGAGCGAUGAAAGCGGUUCAGAGCUAUAGAAGGUGUCACCUCAGGCAUGGGGAAAGGUGGACGGAUGUAAGGCUCAGCCGUAGAAGUGCCAUAGU
This is a messenger RNA of Exophiala viscosa, 1659 nucleotides long. Its product is annotated as L-ornithine N5-oxygenase. The transcript is spliced from 2 exons. The coding region runs from base 182 to 1567 and encodes 461 amino acids. Gene Ontology annotation, biological process: intracellular iron ion homeostasis. Lineage: Eukaryota; Fungi; Ascomycota; Eurotiomycetes; Chaetothyriales; Herpotrichiellaceae. The record is from RefSeq and is a predicted model, not a curated record.